UUCAAAACAAUGGCCGACAGGAGAGCCAGCGUUGUAACUCUUGUAGUCGUUUUAAAUGUUUAACUAGUAACAUUUACUGUGUGUAUGUAAGAGACUCUUAUUGUGAUGUUUAGCGAUUUAAUAAGUGUGUUUUAUAAGAGAGAAGCCAGCUGCUUAGUCCGCUUUUAGCUGCCAAAAUGAGCGAUGUUGUGGAGAAGACGCUGACAGCUCUGCCGAGCCUCCUCUCUUUAGACUCUCACCCUGGGUCUGCAAAACUGUCCUCUACUUCAAAGCUAGGAAAUCUCAUCAGAGGAAUCACUGAGCUAACGUCUAAACAUGAGGAAGAAAAACUUAUUCAUCAUGAGCUUUUGGGGAUCAAAGAACAAGUGUCCUCUCCCAACACCACCAUGAGGCAGAUGAAGGAGCUCAUGGUGCGAUCGAUCUACUGUGAAAUGUUGGGCUACGAGGCUUCCUUCAGCUAUAUUCAUGCCAUUAAACUAGCUCAGCAAGGCACUGUUCUGGAAAAGAGAGUCGGUUACCUCGCUGUGUCCUUAUUUCUGAAUGAAAGUCACGAGCUUCUGCUCCUCUUGGUAAACACUGUGUUAAAGGAUCUUCAGAGUACAAAUCUUAUUGAAGUGUGCAUGGCUCUGACUGUUGUCAGCCAGAUGUUCCCCAAAGAUAUGAUCCCUGCAAUCCUUCCUCUAGUGGAGGAAAAACUAAAUCACCCAAAAGAAAUCAUUAGAAGGAAAGCAGUCCUGGCGCUGUACAAGUUCUACCUAAUAGCACCAAAUCAAGUUCAGCACAUCCACAACAAGUUUCGCAAAGCUCUUUGUGACAAAGAUCCUGGUGUGAUGACAGCCUCACUACACAUCUACCUGCAGAUGAUCCAGGAGAACCCAGAAGCUUACAAGGACCUGACGCCAAGUUUUGUCACCAUAUUGAAGCAGGUGGUGGGAGGAAAGCUGCCCAUGGAUUUUAAUUAUCACACUGUUCCUGCUCCAUGGCUUCAAAUUCAGCUGCUCAGAAUACUCUCCUUACUUGGGAAAAAUGAUCAGAGUACAAGUGAGGUCAUGUAUGAAGUCCUUGAUGAGUCUUUACAAAGAGCAGAGAUGAACCAUAACAUCACUUAUGCUAUUUUAUAUGAGUGUGUAAAAUGUAUUUACACAAUUCAUCCAAAGUCCGACCUUUUGGAAAAAGCUGCAAAGUGCAUUGGAAACUUUGUUUUGUCCCCCAAAAUAAAUCUAAAAUAUCUAGGCCUGAAGGCCCUCACCUACGUUGUCCAGCAGGAUCCUAAACUGGCCUUGCAGCAUCAGAUGACCAUCAUAGAGUGUCUUGAUCACCCUGACCUCAUUAUUAAGCGUGAGACGCUGGAGUUGCUCUUUCGCAUCACUAAUGCCCAGAAUGUUACAGUCAUUGUUGAGAAGAUGCUGGAGUUUCUGUGUAUCAGUGAAGAUGAUCACACUACCAUUGACCUGGUGGGAAAGGUGGCAGAACUGGCGGAAAAAUAUGCACCAGAUAAUGAGUGGUUCAUAGAAACGAUGAACACUGUGUUUUCUCUUGGUGGAGACAUGAUGCAGCCUGACAUCCCUAACAGUUUUCUCAAACUGCUGUCUGAGGGCUUUGACAGUGUGGAGGAAGACAGGAAGUUGAGGCUGUUUGCUGUGAAUUCGUACAUUCCUCUGCUGCGGGGAGAGCCUGGCAAACUGCCACAGCGCUUCCUCCAAGUCAUCAGCUGGGUGCUUGGGGAAUACUCUCAUUUGAGGGAGGAUCUUGAACCUGCUGAAGUCCUGAGCCUGCUAGCCAAACUUUUGGACAUGAAAAACAGCAGUAGUGAAACCAAGAGCUGGGUCCUCAUGGCCAUGACCAAACUCUGCAAAGGUGGCGCUGAUGCUUCUGUAACUCAGGAGGUUUCUGAGACAUACAGCAGCUCCCUGGAUACAGUGCUGAGACAAAGGGCGCAUGAGUUGCAGUACCUCAGCCAAGACCCUGAACUAAGAGCCAGGGUGUUGCCACGAGGUGCCAAACCAGAGACUCUGGAGGUGGAUUCCUCGCUGUCAUUUCUUGACAGAUUUGUGUCAGAGGCGUUGGCUGCCGGCGCUGCUCCAUACAAACCUCCCCACCAACGGCAGGAGGAACUAGAUCAGUCAAAAGCCUUGAGCCUGGAGCCCUAUGGCCUUUCUCUGCCUAUCAGCAUGUCCUCCUGCAGCAUCACUGACAGACAGUCUCCUACACUGUUGUCCAUGAGCUCGGGUCUGUCAGGGGAUAGCGCUGACCUCUCACACAAAGGAGGCUCUUCAGCUUUGAAGCUGGAUGGCAUAAAGAGGGUGUGGGGAAGGGAGGGCUAUCUGGCCCAGAGAGAACCUGUAGAGGAAGCUGCACAGAUUGAGAUUCCCAGUCCCAUUCAGUCUCCCGGCCGGCAGGGCGAAGGCGACAGUUUGCACAGCCAAACUCCAACUCAGACACCGACCCCAGAGCCUGAACAAGAGAAACAGCAGCUGGCCUCUUCGCUGUUUGUUGGCCUGGCUUCCCAAAGCUCUGUGUCUCUGAUGGGAAAAUCUGAGCCAACACCACAGCGAUUCCGAAGAAAAGCCAAAGGUCAAGGUCUGGGCUCGUCCUGUAAUGCAAACGAGCAAAUAUCCAGCUCCCUCAUCUCUCCUCCCAGUGCUGUAGAUAACCUGCUGUGUAACAACCUACUAGACUCCAACGCCUCAGAGCUGGCCGAACAGACAUCUCAGCUCUCUCAGAGCCUCACUACUGCUAAUGGCACCUGUCACGCAGAGGCAGAGUUAACUGAACCUGACACAAAGGGAUGUAACCCUGCUCUCCGCAGGGAUAACUGUGUGGUAGCUGCUGAUCCUGGUCCACAUAACGACCCAGGCAGACUAACAGAAGUGUGUCUGGAUUCUUAUCUUCCUGCGGAGCUUUCUGGCCUUUCACACUCAGAAAUCGCUCCUUUGUGUGCCAACCAAAGCCUGAAUCUCUCAGCCUGUCAUGUGCAGAAGGAAGAUUCAUUAAUAUUAGUUGUUUUUAUUAUGAACUCCUCCGAGUCUGCCAUACAACAGAUGCUGCUUCAGGUCGACUCGGAAGAACUUGAGGUAUCCUCCCUAUGUGAUAGUCCAGCGGGGGAGGUGACAAGCCACAGUGUAGCAGUGGGCCAGUAUUCUCUAACUGUGAAGAGGCCUGCGGUUCACGUCGAGGUGGUCGGGACGGUAUCUUACCAGCUGCCUGCUGGGACGUCUCAGUCAUUGCAGUUUUUAUAUAAAGUCCCUUUAACCAGCUUCAUCAGGCCUUUUGUGGUGUCCACGGAGGAAUACGGGACGAUGUGGCUUUCCUUCUCUCACGACACAAAGCAGAAUCUGACGUUGAUAAAUGACAACCAAGAACCUCUCACAGCCACUCUGAAUGCUCUGAAGAAGAAGCUCCAGCUUCAUGUUGUGGAAGUUAUAGGCAUGGAAGGAAUCGUAGCUUGCCGUCUCCUUCAGGAUCUGCCGUGUCUGAUGCAUUGCCGGGUGAAUGCCGGCUGGCUGGCUGUCUGGCUGCGGUCGCCGGUGCCCGACCUGCCUGACUGCCUGAUCUACCACUGCCAGAGAGCUUUACAGAGCCUCUGAGACUCAGAGCUGCAGCACCAUCACCACUGAAAUCACUGAGGAACUAAACCCACCAGACCCUAACUGAAGAGGAAGGUACACAGAGCUGAAGUGCUGAACAGAAAAGGAGAAACCUGCUGUUGUGGCUUUUGAUCUUUAUUUUGCGGUCUUCAUGAAUUUCACUCAAAGUUAUUUAGUAAGAUUUGGUUUUAUUUAUUUGGCAGAAUUAUAACUCAUUGAAAGACAUGGCAGGUUAAAAGCUCAGGGUCAAAUGAUGGUGUUUAAUCAUCUGUGGGUGUUUCAUUAUUGCCUUUUAGUCGUGAAAGAGCUCCAUAAUCACUAAACGAUUGAAGCCUUCUUUCCUGGUUAAAUUCUGAUGGUAUGCUUUGUAUAACAGAAAAUUAUCAAAGUGUAAAAUAAUGAAGUUCUCAGUUGUUUCUUUUUCCUGUAGACCAGAGAGAAGAUAUAUAUUUUUUGUGAUCUGAAAUACAUUUUCUAGGCUACAACAAUCAUAACAGUGGAGCGAGUAAGUCCACAGUCACUUGUCCCUCUUCCACUUUCACAUUUACAACAGAUGCAUUGAAGAAAAGAUAGUGUAACAAAUUCAGUGUAUGAAUAAACACAGACAAAUCAGAAGGAUUACAUGACGACCACGGCAGAGAAACUGAAGGAUCAUGUCAUCACUAAGCUACUUUCUAUUAGUUCGUUAGCCAAGCAUGGUUGCUAAAUAUGCAGCACCAACCAAAAAUGGCCCCUUGAGGCUGACUCCCAAAUCAAAUCAAUCCCACAUUAAAAUGACCAACUUUACAAAAAUGCAUACUUUUUGUCUUCAUAACAACUAUAUGCUGUUUUCUUGGGCUUGGGUCCUUUGAUUGGCAGACGUGUUUACACAGGAAGCUUCAGCCAAUAGUAGCCUGCUAGGACUUUACUAAAUUAAAGAACUGAAGUGGACCUCAGUUCAACCAUCCAACCUUUGAUCUAAUUAUCAUUGCUUCUCUCUCCAAAAAACCAGCACGUGGCUGAUAAAAUGCAAACGUUGCGGCUUCAAAAUUAGCAGCACCACUAUAUACAUUCUACACCUUUAACAUAUUAGCCCUAUUGAGCUGUGAUGGCUAAUGCCCAGUAAAAGCAUGCUAGCUUUAAUAUUUAAAGACGCUUAAUGGAGAUUAUUUCUACUUAAUCCAAUCAUGAUCUAGCGAUAAAUCUCAUGGUAAAAUCAGCCCAACCACCUUUUCCUGCUUACAACUGAACCUCGGAUUUACAGAAUUGCUACACUUUUAAUUUUUUUUGACUUUCACCAUAAUAACAUCAGGCUGAAAUGCAAAUAAAACUGAAGAAAGAUGCUCUCUUGUUCACUUUUUACAGACUUGUCUCAUGAGAUGCUAAACAGAAGUGCAGUGUUUGAUUAUUUUCCAAAAAUCAGCAGCUUGUCCUCUGAUUUUGAUUUAGUCUCUUGAAUGGAUGAGCGCACAGUAUAUUUGCACUAGUUCAUUUUAUUUGCAGCUGUUUUGCUCCUUUAUGGGAAAAGCACAGGACGAUACUGACAACGACUCCACGUGGAGCUUAAUAAGAAAUUGAAGCAUUUGAUCAGUCAUGUUUGGCAUAUUCAUGGUUGUCUUCCAAUGAAAUUUAAAGUGUAAAAUAUCCAGUUGGCCUGCUCGCGGCUGACGUGAACUUCCCCUUUUUUCUUUCUGACACGUACAGUGAGAGCGCUCUGUCUUGGACGGUAUGGAGUGAUUAUUUAAGCACUCAUGUUUCUCAUUAGGUGGUUGUUAUAUUUUUGUAUGACUGCAGUAUUAAAAGAACAUAUUUAUGAGUUUAUAUUCUUAUAAAAUGUUUACAUGCAUUUCACUGAAAGAAAGGGAACCAUUGUUCUUCAUGUGCUGUUUGACUGGUCUGUGCCAGAUUACACUUGUAUGUUUCUUUCACAUGUUUUGGCUUGUUUUAAGUAAUUCAGCCUGAAGGGAAAGUUUGCUUUCUGCGUUUCUUCUAUGCCUGUGUGCUGGUUUGAAGCACAGUGUGAUGCUAACAGUGUCUCUAAUACUCAGUUUUAACCCUACGCCUUAUGUUUUAAUGCCAGUACGGCAUGUUUGAUUUGUGCCUGUGGUACAGAGGAAAAAAAACAUCCUUGUAUCUUGGAGUGCCUGUCACUACAUUCAGUUAACUUAUGAAUAAAUUCAACAUGUGAAAAUGA
Messenger RNA from Neolamprologus brichardi, 5760 nucleotides. Lineage: Eukaryota; Metazoa; Chordata; Actinopteri; Cichliformes; Cichlidae. The record is from RefSeq and is a predicted model, not a curated record.